Molecule: messenger RNA, 9081 nt
Organism: Bacillus rossius redtenbacheri
Lineage: Eukaryota; Metazoa; Arthropoda; Insecta; Phasmatodea; Bacillidae
Gene: PIG-C
Product: phosphatidylinositol N-acetylglucosaminyltransferase subunit C
Exons: 2
Coding region: 201-1079 (292 amino acids)
Biological process (GO): GPI anchor biosynthetic process
Cellular component (GO): glycosylphosphatidylinositol-N-acetylglucosaminyltransferase (GPI-GnT) complex; membrane
Source: RefSeq, a predicted model, not a curated record
GUAUUAACCUUUGCUUUAUUUUUUAUUUGUUUGUAAACAUUCAUGAUGGCCGGAGUAGCCAGUAGCUGUGUUGCCUUGGUGACCAAUUCAAAUUUAUAUGCUAUAUAAAUUUAGGUUCUUUGUAAAAUAAAAAACAACACAUAAUCAACGUUUAUGACAUUGUUGUUGAUUCCUGAAGUAAAUUUUCACAGCUGAGACAAAUGGCAAACAGGAGGAACAAGACAAAAAAACUGCUGCAGUUAGCCAAAGUCACUUGGAAGAAAAACUUGUACGAAAAUAUAGGUUUUCCAGACAACUACACAGAUGUCACAUUUCUAGAAAACCUACGUCGGAAUGUAAACAAAGUGGAGAUAACGUUCCUGAGUGCCGUCUGUGGCGCCGGUCUGGUAACGCAAGAAAUCUGCUCCGUGAUCUUGUUUGUGAUAGUUUUCAUGUACCUGCACUGCAACUGGAUUCAGCCAGAAACAGUGUUCGUGGCAAGUAGCGUGGCCACAAGCAUAGGCUACUGCGCACACCGGCAAGUCCCGGAUAAGGGGCACAACCGCCUGCAGGUUUAUGCAAAGGAUGCCAAGACGGUAGUGAUAUUCCUGGUGUUCGGGUACGUCCUCUCGCCCAUCCUCCAUACCCUCACAGACACCAUCAGCACCGACACCAUCUACGCGAUGGCAGCGUUCAUGAUGAGCGUGCACGUAGUGUUCUUCGACUACGGCCUCUCAGCAGCAGUGGUCUCCAGCUGCCUGUCGCUCAACGCGGCCCUCUUUGCAGCCGUGUGUCUAGUGUCACGUCUAGCAUCGCCCUUCCACGCCUUCGUGCUGCUGACUUGUGCGGUGGAAAGCUUCGCACUCCUCCCACUCCUGCUGGUCCAAUGGCGGGGCUCCGCGCUCGUGUUGGUGGCCACGGUCGCCUUGACUGUGCUCGCGCUACUCUCCGUGUCCCUCAUCAUCACCGUGAUCUUCAUCUGCGCGGCACUCUUCAUCACCGUCGUCUGCCCAUUGUGGUUCCUACAGUGGCAGACACACAAGGACAACAUCUAUGGCCCCUGGGACGAAGCCAUCAUCGACGAUACACACUGGGAAUAACAGCUUCCUCGCUGCUCACUUUACAUUGUAACUGCGUACCUCGUAAGUAAUUUAUUGUUUUUAUUUAUUAAAAUAACAGGAAUUUUUAUUUUAUAUUUAGUUUGAUCUAAAAUACAGGCUAACUGCUUUGCAGAGAAAACUUAAUUGUACACAAUAUGCAAGGUCAAAAUGAUCAUUUCCUAUGGAAAUUGUUGUCCGCGUAUAAUAGCAUAGCUGAGCUUUAGAGAGGAACAAAAUCUGAUAGGUUUAGAAUAGAGAGAAAAGAUUCACCUAUAGAAAAUGCCAUUAUUUUCUGACCUGCCAUGAUAAAAUUGCUGAGUGGAAUAAUCAGCAGAUCAGCUGCACUACAGUUUUGAUUUACAAGUUUUAAUUUAAGAUCAAUUAAUUAAUUUGGAUAUCCAAAAAUUACAACUGUUUGUUUAUAGUUUUAAGUUUUCACUUCUGUCGGCAGUCCUCAUUACUUUUUUCUUUUAUUAAUUACAUUUUAUAUCUGCAACAUUACUCUUUAUAAAUAACUCAGCUGCAUAGCAAGGGCCAGGGUGGCACCAGGAACAAUGCUAGCAUGCAAUCAGUAUUAUAUUACGCUCUUACAUUCUGAAAUAAAUAGAACCCCAAUUACAUGUGCAUGACCACUCCACCAUGCACUACGCACCACUGCUAGCCAAAUCAUCAUGCUUAUAUGUGGUGGUUAUAAUGAUUAGAGAUAUCUCUAAAAUUCAAAUGCCAUAUGUAUUGCAAAACUAAAGUAAAUUAUAUUAUUACUGUACAAAAAAGCACUUCCAUUGAAAUAUUUUGUUAUGAAUGAGAAAUAGAAUCUUGUACAGGGUGUCUACAGGUAACAAAAAUCAUAAAGAAGUAACAUAAUUGAAGGAAUUGUUACAAAAGUCAUAUAAAAGUAACAAAACUGAAGGUCAAAGUAGUCACAUAAAGGUUCCUAAAUAAACUGUAAAGGUGCUGGAAGUCAUGAAGUUCUGAUUUCCAAAAGCCUUUUGCUGACUUGCAUAUUGUUUUUUAAUGUGUCACUUCAGUUUAUAGUUGCAAGUUAAAUGUAAGUGGUGUAGCAGUUAUCGUUGAAUAGUGUAUAGCUUUUUAACACAAAAAUUGGCAUGUUUCUGUAAUAGUACAUCUAAUUUGUUCUGUGUUUAAUUUGGUUUGUAGACACCCUGUUGAAAUUACUACACUUGUGCUGAUAAAAUAGCUUGUGUUUCGUGUAUUGUUCCCACCCCAGUUUUCAAGGUGAAAUGUACUUGCUGGCAUCCUCCGCCCUCCGUAGAGCAUUACGGGAAACAAGAGAGGCUGCUCAGGUUUAUUCCUAUCUCCCCUAGGCCUCUGCCUCUGAUUGUACCAGUGCACUAUUCUGACUGCUUGCGUCCUGUUGUUUUGAGAACCCAGUCACUUUGUUACUCUUAAUUUCUUUCCUAUUUUAACCACGUUACAUUCCAAGUUGAUCUGGCUAGGCAUCCCAGAUAGAUAACAAUUACCUGAUUCACUUGAACAGUUUAUAAUGUUAAUAUGCAAUAACUUUAAAGAUUAUUUUGACUUUAGUCUUUCACCAAAAUUAGUUGAAAGGAAAAGUUUUUUGUACACAAACGUGUACGUGAUGAAACUAAGAUUUUCCAUUUUUAAUUACUCAGAACGUUAUUCCAGGACUUAAUACAAGGGCGCCAGAGGUCAUCAAUAAUUAAAAACAAAAUAACACAAAAAAAACUUAUUUUAUUGUUUUAAUCAUAAUGAGAAACCUUGAGUCAUGGAAAUAAUAACCAAACAAACAAAUAUUAAAUAAAGUCUAUGGGAUGUCGUAGAUAACCUGACUCUUGAAUAAAAUACAAAAUAAAUAAAUUUCCUGAAAUUGUUCACUGAGUAAAAGUUUUGGGGUUUUGCUCCGGCUUGCUCGAGCAUGAAACGCCUAACCAAAAGACUUCUGGACUUGUGUACAUAUAGUUUGUGCCAAUGUGAGUAAAUUUGCUGUUAAUCGCCGAAAGUCAAUGUUCUACUAAUUUUAUAAUAAUCCAAAGUUUAUAUAAUUAUAGUUCGCGUAUGUUGACGGUAAAAUUUACGCCAAUUUUAAUAUAUAGCGAUGAUGCAGACCAUACCUUAACUAUAGAUGCUUAAUGUCGUUCGUAAAAUACUUCGUCGCUCACGUGAAUUGAAUGCGAUUAUUCUGCAUUCAAUUACAGGGCGUCAAUUAACAUUGCCCAGUAUUUUGACGUAAUUUCCAGAUCAAUAACGCCGAAAUUAGCAUCGCCACGAACGAAAUAUUCCCAGAGGGAAUACACUACCACACGCACUAAACGGCGUCAUUUUCCACUCUCUCUCUUCUCUCUUGCCGAAAUUAAAUUGUUAAUUGAAAAGGGCCAAUCACGGCCGCGACACGUUAGCGUCCUUUUUAAUGAAGCCAAUGAAAUGUCAAUAUCAAUCAAGCAUAGGCUCGUUAAAGCUGUUCCGAACGCCGCGCGAUUAUUUAUUUUAGCAGUUGUCAUGACGACACAGCACGAGAUGCGCGCGCCGCCAUGCGUGGAACAAAACAAAACACUGCCGAAAGUAUCGGGAAGCGGUAUUAACCUCGAACGUAAAACAAUAAUAAACAGUUUCAGUUAGUCUGAUAAUACCGUAGUAUUACAGUGCCGCUCCCGAUAUAAAUUUAUAUUUCACUGUCCAAAAAGUUAAAUUCAAUUUAGAUCGUUAAAAAAAUAACUGGAACUGGUUACUUCACAAGUUGGCAACAUUGCGAUGAAAGUUGAAAAACGUUAUUCUCUUGCCAAACGACACUACUCUUCGUAGGCUGGACAGUCGCACUGUUGUUUGUAAACAUGAUCUGUCUACAUGUUGUGGAAUAUCAGUUACCUGAUUAGGCGAAGCAAGGAUGUAGAAGACAGCUCACCAAUCUCCAUACAUGGUAAGUGACAGCUGAGCAGAGAGGUUGACUGCGGUGUAAACCACAGUGCUGGGAUGGCGGUUCAGCCAACAAUACACUGUUGUAGGCGAUCGACGUCGUGAAGACUGCUGGACCAGUGUGCUGUUCAUCGAUGAUCGUAUCACCUGAUGUCACCAAUGACAUCACGAUGGAUGCUGUGGUGUCGUGCUGAUGCAGACCCACCGGGUCUGCGGCGUGUUCGCUGGGGUCGUACCAACUGGUACGAGCUGCUGAGUCAAAUGUCCAACACAUGACUCUACAUGUGCCUUGGACUACUGCUGCUGCUGCUGCUGCUGCAGCUGCAUCUACUGCUGCAGACGGUGUCGAAGGGGACCGCAACAAAACUCGUUCAGUUCGUCGGCAAUCAGAAGACACACACACACGUUAAUCACACGUCCUAUAACAGUUCUUAUCACUUGCGCGAUAUGAAUAUACAGCGUCCUGUGAUCGUGCCUCAUGUUAUCACUAACCCCUCUUCUUCUCUUGCUCCCCUACUCUAACAUAAAUUAAAUGACUCGAGAUUCCUCAAACUCAUAAAAUUAAUAAUUCAUAACAACUUAAUAAUAAAUAUAAACAUUAAUUGAACACAUAAUAACUCUGUUAAAUAAUAAGGUAAUGAAUAAAUAAACAGUAUUUGCAACAAUAGCAUUGCAUAGUGUUUUUCAAUAACAACAACAGGUUAUUGUUUACCUUUAUUGUAGGUGAUGAAUAAAUAAAAUAUAUUUUAUGGAUGUUAUCAACAUAAUAUCUUCACCUAGUAAAUAAUUACAUUCAAUUUCUUAAUUGAGAUUUGUCAAUAAUAUUGGGCUUUCAAUAACAUAUUAGCAUAUUUAAUAUGCUUCUCACAUAUCAUAUGUGAAUAUUUUCCUUCAUCACAUGUUAUACAAUAGCUACACUUAUUUACAAGAAGAGACAUUAUUUGCUUCUCAGCUAUGAAAUAAUGACAAUAACCUCAAGAUAAAUAUUAUUGAUUGAGUGCUAGUGUAUAGUGUUUAUGUUUUUAAAGCUGUUCAUUAAAGACAAUCUUUAAAAUUCUUUAUCUUUCAUUUCUUCUUUUCUCAAUAUAAAGUGGAGUGUUUUUACAUCCUAUUCAUAAGAGUGUGGAUGAAGUUGAUAUCCACUUAUAGUUUCGGGUGUCCUGUGGGAACCCAAUUAAAGUGCAUUAUUAACUACUAGACGAUGAAGAAGCAUAGGUAGGGGCAAGGCAGUAGCCUGGAUCAAACUGUAAGUACUCAUACCAACAAGUGUGUUCAUUUAGUAGGAUAUUAGUCAACUAAUCUUUAGGCCAUUAAUUAUAUGUAGUAUUUAGUUGUGUGUUGCAUUUGUUAUACAUUGUAAUAUGUCACAUAAUGUUUGUACACAUCUUAUGCCAAAUUUUAUUUAAACCUCACGUGUAUAUCCAUUGCUAAUACGGUCGAACUCGACUAAUAGGGUGAUAAUAACUGUGUCUCAACACAGUAACUGUACACACAGUACAUAAUAUUUGGUAUGUCCCUCUAGGACAAUGUACCAAACCAACGCUCAGGCAACACAUAUGCUCCAAGCACAAAUAUCAGUUGGAAUAAAAUCAUCAACUGACAAACACCCUAAUUCUUCGAAUAUAAAUUACCAUAUCGAAGCAAUGAGGUACCUAUACACCUGGAUUACCUCUAUCAACUUACGAGGAUAUAUAUAAUUAAAUUUCCUUAGUAACAUAAACAAUACAAUGAUUUUUUAGCAUAACACAAGUAAUAAUGGUACAUAUUUGGUGUUCUAAUCCACCACAGGUGUUUUGUAAGGCCUAAGCUGACUCAAAUUGUAAUUCCCUACAAUUUUUCCUGUAUCAGGGUCCUGUAGAGUGUAGCAGUUACAUUUCUCCACAGCUACUACUUUGUAGGGACCUGAGUACAAUAAAAAUAGUUUCUUCGCUAGAUGAGCCCACUUGUUACUAGUUGGUGCUGUACGGCGUAGAACUAAGUCUCCUACAGUGAAUUUACUGAUCCUAGAUGCUGGCUUCCUUUUCUUCCUAAGGUCGGCUUCUCUUGUUAAUUUGUCUCGUACUAGUUCUUCGAUUUCUUCCUGAGUUGGCCUCUCCAUGUCACGUUCAGGUGUGUCGCAUUCCGGUAUUAAUUUCGGUGGUAACACCUCCGAUCUUACAGAGCAUAGGGCUUCAUGGGGGGUUAUGCCAAUAGACGAGUGAAUUGUGUGAUUCAGUACACACUCAAUAAAUUUAAUUUGAUCUCGCCAUGACUGUUGCUUGUCGUGGCAAUAUAUACGUAGCAUAUUGCCAAUUGAUCUCAUCUGACGUUCCACGGGGUUUGACUGAGGGUGUCUAAUGGAAGAUGUUGUUGGUACAAUGUUCAACUUCCUAAUUCCUUCUCGCCAGGUAUCACUGGAGAAUUGUGUACCCCUGUCAGAUAGUACCACAGUAGGUUUUCCUACAGUUUCCACAAAAUCCUUCAUCUUUGCGAGUACGGUCAGUAAGACUGUGGCUAACAUAGAUCGGUAUGGCAAACAAUUGUAACUUGGCAUAACAAUAUUACCCCCUUUGCUCUGUAUAGGGUCUGGUGAUCGGGGUGUUACGUCACCAACCCUCUCUAGUUUGACGAGUUCGUAUUGUUUUCAGUUACAGCUUGUGUGUAGCUGCAACUCGCAGUCGGCUGAGGCUGCGUUCCUGUGCAGUUGGGUGGGAUCGGCUGCUGCCGAGCAAAAUAUCCUCGCUGCAUGGGAUACGAUGUGGUUGGAGGAUGGUUGAGUGUAGAGAAACUCGCUGGUGAUUGAUUCACAGGAGCGGUGUCUGCUACAGGGGGAUGCAACAUAUGCUGUUGCAUAUUGUUGGGCGGCUGACGGUUAGAGUAACUCCUGUACUCCCACCUGGGUGGCCUUCCAUUUGGAUCUUCAGGACGGUAAUGCUUUCCCCACCACUGGUUUUGGUUGUGGGUGUAGGGUUUCUUCGGCUGGCGGUUUCCUUGAUGUUGAGGUUGGAAUUCCCUCCUGGUCUUCCACUUCCCUGUCCGGUACUGUUUCGCAGGCUGCCAUGACGUGCAGUGGACGUUGGCCUUGCCGCCGUCGUUACCACGCUGCCAGGGUGUGUAGAGUGGUGCUGCCUUCUGAUGUGUAGGCUUGAGGUCUUUCUCCACCUCACUAUUGUUGUUCCUGGACAGCCGCUCCAGCCGGUCGAAAGCGAGGACCUGUUCGCGGAACUCUGUGAUAUUGUUGAAGCUACGCCCUGUCAAAUGUACUUGGUACUUGAUGGGUAGCUGGGAGGUCACCAUCGCCAUGAACUCAAUAUCACCCAUCUCUGGUUCGAGGUAGCGCGUCCUCUCGAACAUUUGAGACAAGUGUGUCUCCAGAGUUCUGUUCUUCUUGCUAUCAUACCGCUCGGUAUGCAGACGUGCCCUCAGUGUUCCCUGUAUUUUCACAUUCCAAAACUGCUGUUUGAAAUGGCUUUUGAAUUCUUGGUAGGAAGUGAUGGUACUUUGUAAUACCUCCCACCAGUAAUACGCAUGGUCUCUCAGUGCAGUUGCCAUGCAUUUCAGGCGUUCAGUAUCACUUAGCCUGAACAUGUCAGCGUAUUCCUCGAAACGUCGAAGGAAUCUCAUUGGAUUCUCUCCUUCAUGAGCAGAGAACCUAGGCAUCGCCUCUGACCAUUGGCGUGCCGGGUGGUGCAUCACUGCAACUGGGUCCAAUGUGGUGUGUGUGUUAGCUGGGUUGGAGUGUGUGAUUGGGAGCUCAGGUUGCUCAACCUGCGGUGAAUCACAGCUACUGAGGAUUUCAUUGGCAUUGGUGUUCAGGGCUGGGGCCAAUGCUACAUGGUGACUGGAGGUUCGAGUAAGAUUGUCUACCCUCAACUGCAAUACCUUCUCUUGUAGCUUGCCUACCUGCUGCUCUAUGUCCAUCGAAAACUCUGUCUGCCUUUUUACUAAUGUGUCCACCUGCUCCCUCAUGUCUGUGGUAUGAUUGAUUACUACAUUUUCAAUCAUGGUCUGGCAUGUAGAUUGUAUAUUUUCCAGACUACAGCUGUUCUGAGCAGCUUGCUCAGCUAAUUGAUUUAACCUGUCAUUCAGCUGGCUAGUCUGGGUAGUUAACUCUGCUGCUAACCUAGUUGUUGUACUGCUACAUUGUUGUUGUAUUAGCUGCAACUGUGUCUCCGUGUAGUUCUCGUGUUCUGCCAACCGUACAGAAAUAGCAGACACACUACUCUUAACUUCACUCAUUUCCUUUUGAAGAGUGUUAUUAAUAGACUCCUUAGUGUCCCUGAGACCUUCCUCCAGCCUAGCAUUCUGUUCUUGUUGUUGUUUGUCUAAUUGCUGUCGAAGAUUCUCCUCCAACCUAUCACUAGUGCCCUGGAGACUCUCCUCUAACUUAGCACUAGUGCCCUGGAGACUCUCCUCUAACUUAGCACUCCUGGCACUUUGUUCCUGAAAACUAGCUUGCUGUUGUUGGUGGUUAGCUUUCACCUCCUGCCACAUGCUUUGCAGCAUGAUGAGCAAGCUAGCACUUGUUUCAUUACUUAUUGCAGCUGGCAAUAAAGGCAAAGGUGUGUGUGGUGUGGUGUGGUGGUAGCUUGGGGUUGUGUCACAUCUACUCUAGCCGCUCCAGCAUGUGUUACUGGGGUAACAAAAUCUGUGUUAGGUACUUGGCUAGGUGAUGUGGGAACAGACACAUCUACAGAGUGUGUAGACUCCACACUGCUGUCCCUGGAGCUGUCCUGACUGACACGUCUACUCCUUCCCCUAGUUUCCAUAUUUACUGUUUUAAUUUACCACACAAAACACAAUACAAAUAUGCACACUAUCGGCCCCACAGUUCGUGCGCCAGAAAAAUGUGUUUCUAAUCUUAUUCCCUUCUGUACACAAACGUGUACGUGAUGAAACUAAGAUUUUCCAUUUUUAAUUACUCAGAACGUUAUUCCAGGACUUAAUACAAGGGCGCCAGAGGUCAUCAAUAAUUAAAAACAAAAUAACACAAAAAAAACUUAUUUUAUUGUUUUAAUCAUAAUGAGAAACCUUGAGUCAUGGAAAUAAUAACCAAACAAACAAAUAUUAAAUAAAGUCUAUGGGAUGUCGUAGAUAACCUGACUCUUGAAUAAAAUACAAAAUAAAUAAA